Molecule: messenger RNA, 282 nt
Organism: Acaromyces ingoldii
Lineage: Eukaryota; Fungi; Basidiomycota; Exobasidiomycetes; Exobasidiales; Cryptobasidiaceae
Product: putative mitochondrial ribosomal protein S19
Exons: 3
Coding region: 1-282 (93 amino acids)
Biological process (GO): ribosomal small subunit assembly; translation
Cellular component (GO): ribosome; cytosolic small ribosomal subunit
Molecular function (GO): structural constituent of ribosome; RNA binding
Source: RefSeq, a predicted model, not a curated record
AUGCUGGCACCGACGCAGGUUCUGCGGGCACGUUCAGCUUGGAAAGGGCCGUUCUUUGUCGCCUUUCCCAACCUGGCUCAAGCCCUCAAGAACAACACGCCGAUACGGACAAAUGCUCGGGCCUCGACCAUCCUGCCGAACUUCGUUGGGCUCAAGUUCCUCAUUCACAAUGGCAAAAAUCACGUUCCAAUCACUGUGACCGAAGAAAUGGUGGGCCACAAGCUGGGCGAGUUUGCACCCACACGGAAGCGCUUCAGUUAUCGGCAGACCAAAAACAAGUGA